This is a messenger RNA of Rhinichthys klamathensis goyatoka, 1805 nucleotides long. It is a transcript of the gene fip1l1a, whose product is annotated as FIP1 like 1a (S. cerevisiae). Gene Ontology annotation, molecular function: RNA binding. The record is from RefSeq and is a predicted model, not a curated record. Gene Ontology annotation, cellular component: mRNA cleavage and polyadenylation specificity factor complex. Bases 48 to 1445 code for a protein of 465 amino acids. Lineage: Eukaryota; Metazoa; Chordata; Actinopteri; Cypriniformes; Leuciscidae. The transcript is spliced from 15 exons.
UGAGCCUCUGAUCUCUCAAAUCAAAGCGCAAAAACCUGGAGGUGAUCAUGUCCACACGAGAGGUAGAGAAAACAGCUGACGAGAGCACUGAUGACGAGACUGACUGGCUUUAUGGAGAUGACAAUUUUGACGAAGAAGAGACAACAGAAAAGGAAGUGUUCAGUGCUCUGAUUGGUGAUGUGGAUGGUGUGAAUAGACUCAGCUACCAGCAGAGUGAAUCAGACAGUGAUGAUGAUGAUGUCUGUGUGACCAUCGGUGACAUAAAAACAGGCGGAUCUCAGGGCUCGUCAUUUGGUUCCAGUUCCAUCAAUCUGAACAUAAAGUCCUCUGUAUCAGGCUCCAAGUCUAGAGGGCUGGAUCUGGAUGCUGAAGGCAGUGUCCUGCAGGUGGAUGUGGAGUCCUUUGAGGAGAAGCCAUGGAGGAAACCAGGUGCGGAUCUGUCUGACUACUUUAACUAUGGUUUUAAUGAGGACACCUGGAAGGCAUACUGUGACAAACAAAGACGAUUACGCAUGAGCCUAGAGAUCCUGAGCCUGUCAUCAUCCAGCAAAAUCAUGGUGCAUCAGAGUUCUAGUGAUCUGCCUGAAUACUCAUCCAGGAAGUCGAGCGGUUCGAUCAAUGUUAUCGGAGGACAUGCAGGGACCAUCAGUCGAGUGGAAGGCCGAAGACGUCACAGCGCUGAUGAAAAUAACAUCCAGGUCGUUUCAGAGCAAUCCUCGGACACAAAGCCAUCCUCCCCAAAGCAGUUGCCCUUCUUUCCUCCAAACAUCCCACCUCCACCUUUCCCUCCUCCCUCCAUCAACACCACACCCCCCCUUAUACCACCACCCGGUUUCCCAUUACCUCCCGGUGCCCCUCCACCUAUGAUACCAACAUUAGAUAGUAGUGGACGUUUGGCAGGAGGCUAUGAUCGACGCUCAGCUCCACCUUACCCUUUUACUGCAGGUGUGUACUCACCUGUAAUGGGCAUGGCUUCCUGGCCAGGUGUAAUAGAAAGUGACAAGGCGUGGGAAGACUACUCCCGUCAUAACAAAGAAAGGGUGAGAGAGAAAACCAGAGAAAGAGGGCACAAGACAGAGCGAGAGCGUGAGAAAGAGCGGUACAGAGAAACAGAUCGAGAACACAGUCCAUCCUCCCAAGACCACAGAAGUGAGGAGGAGCGUGCAUCUCGACACAGGGAUCACAGUCAUCACGGGAGCGAGAGGUACAGGGAAAGCUCGGGAAGAGAAGGAGAGAGGGACAGACAUCGAGAACGAAGACACAGAGAAAGGAAUGAACAACACAGAUCCUCACGCAGUGGCAACAGUAGGAGGCGUCAUGAUAGUGAUGACGCAGAUAGCCACAGGAGACACAGGCACAAACGCUCCAGACACAACCGAGGAAGCCUUGAGCCCAGCGAGGAGUGCAUUGCGGACCAGGAGAACCCGUCAGAGGCCACAGAAUAACUCCCUGGCCAGCUGGUGAGCCCGUUUGUUGACCAAUAGGAGGUCUUUCGUGAAAGAUCAUUAGUUUCGUCAAAGCCUGAGUGACCAACUGUGAAUAGAUUUUGAUUAAUCAUAUGCCAAACACUUGGUAAACCAAUUUAUGUUACAGUUUUAGCAAUUUAACAUUUAAUUUCUUGAAAAUUUAAUUUAUAAAAAGUAAAAAGUGGUCCAAAGGGUACACUAUUUUUUAAUUUACAAAUGUAUUUAUUCAUUAUUUAAAAUGACUUCUUAUUGUUUUGAUGAUACAAAAUGGUAUUUUUGUUGUGCCAAAUGUUAAUUUUGUUGAAGAAAAUCAUUAUAAACAUGAUCAAGAAACGUAAA